Messenger RNA from Kalmanozyma brasiliensis GHG001, 3351 nucleotides. Its product is annotated as Valyl/Leucyl/Isoleucyl-tRNA synthetase, class I, anticodon-binding. The record is from RefSeq and is a predicted model, not a curated record. Bases 1 to 3351 code for a protein of 1116 amino acids. Gene Ontology annotation, molecular function: aminoacyl-tRNA deacylase activity; ATP binding; leucine-tRNA ligase activity. Gene Ontology annotation, biological process: leucyl-tRNA aminoacylation. The transcript has a single exon. NCBI's taxonomy places the organism in Eukaryota, Fungi, Basidiomycota, Ustilaginomycetes, Ustilaginales.
AUGCCUCCCAAAGACGCCGCCGCCGCCGCCGCUGCUGCGGCCAAGGGCGCUGGCGCAGGUCCCAUCCAGCUCGAGAACACCGCAAAACGUGAUUUCCUCCAAAAGCUCGAAAAGGAGUCGCAGGACUACUGGGCGCAACAGCACGUCUUUGACAUCAACGCCCCUACCCAAGAUGACGGUCUCGUAGAUAUGACCCCAGACGAGGUGCGCGCAAAGUACCCAAAAUGGUUUGCAACCAUCCCUUAUGCCUACAUGAACGGUUCGCUCCACCUCGGUCACGCUUUCACCCUCUCCAAGGUUGAGUUCGCCGCUGGCUACGAGCGUAUGCAGGGCAAGCGUGCCCUCUUCCCAUGGGCUUUCCACUGCACAGGUAUGCCCAUCCGUGCUGCCGCUGACAAGCUCGUCCGCGAGAUCGAGCUCUUUGGCGACGACUUUGCCGGUUACAAGGACCCCGCGGACGAAGCCGAGGCGGAAGCCGCACCCGAGCCACCAGCACCCACCGAGAACACAUCCAGCGUCACCAAGGGCAACAACGUCGCCAAAGCCACCAAGGGCAAGCUUGCAGGCAAGGACACCGGCCUCAAGUAUCAGUUCCAGAUCAUGCUCAACUCUGGCGUGCCCAAGGACGAGAUCAAAAAGUUUGCAGAUGCCAACUACUGGCUCAGCUACUUUCCCCCCAUCGCCAAGGCUGACUGCACCGCCUUCGGUUCGCGCAUCGACUGGCGACGUGCUUUCAUCACCACCGACGUCAACCCGUACUACGACAGCUUCGUCCGAUGGCAGAUGAACAAGCUCCACGCCAUGAACAAGAUCAAGUUCGGCGAGCGCUACACCAUCUACUCGCCCAAGGACGGUCAGCCCUGCAUGGAUCACGACCGAUCCGACGGCGAAGGUGUUGGUCCUCAGGAGUACACCGGUCUCAAGAUGGAGCUCGUUCAGUGGGGCGCCCUCGCAGCCCCUGAGCUCGAUGCCAAGCUUCAGGGAAAGAAGGUCUACUUUGUCGCAGCUACCCUCCGACCCGAGACCAUGUACGGCCAGACCAAUUGCUACGUCGGACCCACGAUCGACUACGGCGCUUUCCAGAUCAACGACACCGACGUCUACAUCUGCACCGAGCGUGCGGCGCGCAACAUGGCCUUCCAGGGCACCACCAAGGAGCGUGGCCAGGUCCACUCGCUCGCCACCAUCAAGGGUUCGCAGCUCAUCGGAACCAAGAUCAAGGCUCCCUUCGGUCUCUACCCCGAAGUCUACGUCCUGCCCAUGGAGACCGUGCUCGCCACCAAGGGUACCGGUGUCGUCACCUCGGUGCCCUCCGACUCGCCCGAUGACUAUGCCACGCUCAUGGACCUGCGCAAGAAGGCAGAGUACUACAAGAUCGACCCACAAUGGGCUGCCUUUGACCCUAUCCCCGUCAUCCGCACUCCCGCCUACGGCGACAUGACCGCCGAGACGCUCGUCAAGCAGCUCAAGAUUCAGAGUGCCAAGGACAAGAACCAGCUCGCCGAGGCCAAGGAGCUCGCCUACAAGGAGGGCUUCUACAACGGCACCAUGCUCGUCGGCACCUACAAGGGCGAAGCCGUCCAGGAAGCCAAGAACAAGGUGCGCGACGAGAUGAUCAAGGCUCAGCUCGCCUUUGCCUACGCCGAGCCCGAAGGAAAGGUCAUCAGCCGAAGUGCCGACGAGUGCGUCGUGGCGCUGUGCGACCAGUGGUACAUGGACUACGGUGAGGAGUCGUGGAAGGCCCAGGCGAGCAAGCUCGUCGCGCAGAUGAACACGUUCGGCCCGGAAGUCAAGAACGCCUUCGAGGGCACCAUCGACUGGCUCAAGCAGUGGGCGUGUGCUCGUUCUUACGGUCUCGGCUCCAAGCUGCCCUGGGACCCACAGUACCUUGUCGAGUCGCUCAGCGACUCCACCAUCUACAUGUCGUAUUACACUAUUGCGCACCACCUCCAGGGCGGUGUUGCGGACGGCAGCAAGGUCGGACCCAUCGGCAUCAAGGCGGACGAGCUGACCGACGAGAUCUGGGACUACAUCCUCGGCGACGCUUCCUACCCGUCGGACACCACCAUCCCCGAGGAGAAGGCCGAGGUGCUGCGCCGCGAGUUCCGCUACUUCUACCCCAUGGACCUGCGUUCCUCCGGCAAGGACCUGAUCCCCAACCACCUCACCUUCUGUGUCUACGUCCACUCGGCCAUCUUCCCCGAGCACCACUGGCCGCGCGCCAUCCGAGCCAACGGCCAUCUCAUGCUCAACGGCAAAAAGAUGUCCAAGUCGACGGGCAACUCGCUCUCGCUUCGCCAGUCGGUCGAGAAGUUCGGCGCCGAUGCCACCCGUCUGUCCCUCGCCGACGCCGGUGAUGGCAUCGAAGACGCCAAUUUCGAAGAGAAGACGGCCAACGCCAACAUCCUUCGUCUGCACACGCUCAUCGACUGGUGCGCCGAAAUCGUCGCGAAUCAGUCCAAGCUCCGUUCGGGACCCAAGGACAGCUUCUGGGACAAAUCGUUCGAGAACCAGAUCAACAACCUCAUCCACCUUACCAACGAUGCGUACGCCAAGGCGCUGUACAAGGACGCGACCAAGUAUGGGUUCUACGAGCUGCAGACGGCGCGCGAUCUGUACCGCGAGGCGACGUCGGACAUUGGGAUGCACGUCGAGUUGAUCCUGCGAUGGAUCCGGGUGCAGGCGCUGUUGGUGACGCCGAUUGCGCCGCAUUUCGCCGAGCAUGUUUGGCGCAACUUCCUGGGUGAGUCGACGUCGAUUCAGACGGCGAGGUGGCCAGAGCCUUCGGCUGGGGUGGACAACUCGACCACCGAAGCGCUUUCGUACGUGUCCGGCACGGUCAAGACGGUUCGCGAUGCCGAGAUUCUGCUGACCAAAAAGUCCAAGGGCAAGAACGCCGCUGCUGGGCCGGUCAAGUACAACGAGCGCGCGCCCAAGCAGUGUCGCAUGUUUGUCGCCAAGAACUUCCCCGAGUGGCAGGACAAGUGCGUUUCGGUCGUCCAGCAACACUAUGACCCGGCAAAUGGGAGCUUUGACGACAAGGCGAUCCGCGAACAGCUCGCCAAGGAUGGCAUGCUCAAGGACAAGAAGGUGAUGAACUUUAUCGUGACGUUCAAGAAGCGCAUUGCCGAUUUUGGCGCCGAGAGCGCGUUCAACCGGCUGCUGCCGUUUGACGAGAUUGCGACGCUGAGGGCCGCCACGGGUUAUCUCAAGAAGAGCAUGGGCUUCAAGGAGAUCUUGGUGUAUAGCAUCGAGGAUGAUAAGGAGAAGUUCGGGGACGUCGACGAGAAGGUGCUCGAGACGGCCGAGCCAGGACACCCGAGUUUCACGUUUGAGAACAUCGAGGCUUGA